AUGGCCGCCUCUCUUGGCUUCGGCGGCAGUAACGUCGCCGACAAGGCCAAUGCUACCACGAGUUCAAGCAUGGCGCAACCUUCUUACCAAGGCCCUGCCCAAAUGCUCGAUGAGCACCUCCUGACCCCAGCUUCCAUAAGUUCCCUCGAGGUCCAUGGCGCCACCAACACCAGGAGAAGCUUGCUUGACCACAUCCUCAAGGCCGUGGUGGAAGAAAACGCUCAUGCCGGAACCACCCUGGGCCAGGUCCUCGACCGUGUCGGCGUAGCCACUAAAAAGAUGGCCCGUUUCGACAUUUUCAAGGAGGAAGGAUUCCGUGUGUUUCUGUCUGAGGCUCCGCGUCCCGAGUCAAACCCCCUCACCGACCGAACCGACCUCGACAUCUCGAUCCGUGUGAAGGAGAAGCCGCGCUGGGCUUUUAGCGCCGGCACCGACUUUGGCAACGCCGAAGGCUCCGCCUACACCAACGCCGUAGCACGCAACAUCUUUGGCGGCGCGGAGACCCUCUCCGUCAACGCGAGUACCGGCACCCGGACUCGCUCAGCCUACAACGCCACUUUCUCCACGCCAGUAAAUGGCAACCCCGACCUCCGGCUGUCGGUGGAAGCUCUUCGCUCGGCUACCCAAAAACCGUGGGCGUCGCACGAAGAGCAGCUGACGGGCGGGAAUUUGCGGCUCGCCUGGCUGACCGACAACAGCGACAGCCACGCCCUGUCGUACUCGAGCGUGUGGCGCCAACUCACCGGCCUGGCCGCCACCGCAUCACCCACGGUCCGCGCCGACACAGGCGACUCCCUCAAGAGCUCCGUCACACACACAUUCACCCGCGACCGCCGCGACAAUCCGAUGCUGCCGCAAUCAGGCUACCUCCUCCGCACCAUCUCCGAGCUCGCCGGCUGGGGCCCCUUGAACGGCGACGUCGCCUUCGCCAAGACGGAACUCGAGGCCUCAGGCGCGCUGUCCCUAUCCCUUCCCGGCCUAACAUCCUCCUCCUCCAAGCAGCCGGGCAUCUCCAUCGGCGGCGGCCUCCGCCUGGGUCUCCUAUACCCGCUCCCCAUCGGCAGCUACUCCCCCCUCUCGGGAUGCGCCCAACCAAGCCGCAUCAGCGACCGCUUCCAGCUCGGCGGGCCUACCGACGUGAGAGGGUUCAAGCUCGGCGGGCUGGGCCCGCACGACGGUGUAGAUUCCGUGGGCGGCGACGUCUAUGCCGCUGGUGGCGUCAAUGCGCUGAUCCCGCUGCCGCGCACAGGGCCCGACUCUCCGCUGAGGCUGCAGCUGUUUGCUAACGCGGGCCGGUUGGUGGCGCUCAACGCCAAACACAGUGAAGAGAAGGCGAGGGAAGGCCUGGCCAUGGACUCGGCAACUGUCUUCAGGGGCGUCAAGUCGGCUGUGGGGGAGCUCGCGAAUGGGCUGCCCAGUCUGGCUGCGGGGUUCGGGCUGGUGUAUGCUCAUCCCGUAGCCCGGUUUGAGCUCAAUUUCAGCUUGCCACUUGUCUUGCGGAGGGGUGAGGAAGGGCGGAAGGGAUUGCAGGUUGGUGUGGGCAUCAACUUCCUUUAG
Molecule: messenger RNA, 1557 nt
Organism: Parathielavia appendiculata
Lineage: Eukaryota; Fungi; Ascomycota; Sordariomycetes; Sordariales; Chaetomiaceae
Exons: 4
Coding region: 1-1557 (518 amino acids)
Biological process (GO): protein insertion into mitochondrial outer membrane
Cellular component (GO): outer membrane
Source: RefSeq, a predicted model, not a curated record